This is a messenger RNA of Exophiala spinifera, 732 nucleotides long. RefSeq lists its product as uncharacterized. The record is from RefSeq and is a predicted model, not a curated record. Bases 1 to 732 code for a protein of 243 amino acids. Lineage: Eukaryota; Fungi; Ascomycota; Eurotiomycetes; Chaetothyriales; Herpotrichiellaceae. The transcript is spliced from 2 exons.
AUGGCCAUCCCUCGCACCGUGUCACUCAUAUCGCUCAUAUCACUCCUCGUCCCGGUUCUCGCCACGGCUGUCAAUGCCGCCGCGAGCAACGGCGACGGAUCCAGAGUGGCUGAACACCAACGUGCGCUCGAUUAUUCAGGACAUGGUGGUAAUGGACAUGGUCUUGGAGAGGACGAGAGGGAGGAGCAUGAGCGUGAGAAGAAACUCCGUCUCUCGGCCGUUCUCAACGAACCAGAUCCGCCUUACCACGCCAUCGUACAAUGCUGGGAACUAUCUCCUUGGUUCGUCUCGUAUCCCACGACCGGGCGCGCCUUGAGUCUGGGAGACACGGCCAACGCGACGUAUGUUGUUCUCCCGCCUCGUGGAGGAGAAGGCUGGCAUCGACCACCGAGUCCCAUGUUCUUCGUGCUGCUCUCUGGUUUGGCGCACGUAAAGACAUAUCCUCCUGCUCUUCCGGGCCUGGCUGCCGAACGAGACCAACAUCCAUCGCAGAACCAGGACGUCGAAGGCGGCGGCCACGACGACGAUGACGACGAUGACGAACCCACAGAGUCAUUGUUCGUCGUAUCUGGCGUCAACCCACUCAUCAUCGCCGUCGACACCGAUCUUAGAUCACCCGGACACUUGACCUUUUACCCCAGUGAGGUUGAAACGGUGGCGCUGCAGGUGCCGUUCAAGGAUGGGAGGAUCCCGGAACACGACGUUCUGUACGAUGGACCGUGUCGGAGGUGA